This is a messenger RNA of Xiphias gladius (swordfish), 4721 nucleotides long. RefSeq names its product jade family PHD finger 3 (gene jade3). The record is from RefSeq and is a predicted model, not a curated record. The transcript is spliced from 12 exons. Bases 406 to 2784 code for a protein of 792 amino acids. Gene Ontology annotation, biological process: regulation of transcription by RNA polymerase II. Lineage: Eukaryota; Metazoa; Chordata; Actinopteri; Istiophoriformes; Xiphiidae. Gene Ontology annotation, cellular component: histone acetyltransferase complex.
CUGUCAUUAUUUCCGUCUAGGUCUAUGGAUAUAGGCUAGAGGUUGACGCCGGUGGUCGAAUCGAGCGCACCCGGAAUGGAGGGAAAACGGCGGGGUUUAGGACCCGGCGGGACGCGCGGUACAAUAGAGCUGUUGUGCCGUGGUGGUGGACAGAUUGCUACCCUGGAGAUUCCCACUGAGGUGGGAUACAAAAAAAAAAAAAAACUCAAUUUAAUCUAAAGCUAGAACCAGAGCCUCUGUUUUCUAGGUACACGUUUGAAGUUUUGUCUGGACGGGGUUAUGGUUGGAAUACAGCGGGCAGCAGUGCGUGGACUGAAGGUAUGAAAUUAAAUGUUUAAGGGGUAAUUUUUUAUCAGAGGAAUCUACUAGCAUGCUUUUCAACUUGAAAUUUAUGGAUGUUACAGGAUGAAACGUCUCAGGUCCCCAAGCAGCAGCGACAGUUCUGACAAUGAGAGUCCCUCAACCUCCUUCUGCUCGUCCAACAAGUAUGGCAGUAAACCUGGAACCCCCGCCUCCAACCCGAAGAAACCGGCUGAAGUGUUCAGAAAAGACCUGAUCAGUGCCAUGAAGCUGCCGGACUCCCACCAUGUCUCCCCAGAGGACUACUACCUGCUGGCAGACACCUGGAAGCAGGAGUGGGAGAAGGGAGUCCAGGUGCCAGCAAGUCCAGACACCAUCCCAGAGCCGUCAGUCAGAAUUAUUGCGGAGAAGCCCAAGGAAGUCCUGUACUCCCACCAGAGGAAGUACAUUCAGUGCGCCUGCCAGGAGUCAACUGAACCAGGUUAUGUUAACAUCAAAGAGCUGGCAGAGGCCAUGUGCCGCUACGAUCUGGACGACACAGAUCUCUACUGGCUGCACGCGCUCAACCGAGAGCUCGACCGCAUGGGGGAGGAGCCCAUAGACGAGCUAACAAUGGAGCGUGCCAUGGAAGCCCUGGAGAGGCAGUGCCAUGACAACAUGAACCACGCCAUCGAGACGGUGGAAGGUCUGGGAAUUGAGUACGACGAGGACGUUAUCUGCGACGUGUGCCGCUCCCCCGACAGCGAAGAAGGGAAUGACAUGGUGUUCUGUGACAAGUGCAACAUCUGUGUGCACCAGGCCUGCUAUGGCAUAGUCAAAGUGCCUGUUGGAAACUGGCUGUGUAGGACAUGCGUCCUCGGCAUUGACCCGCAGUGCCUUCUGUGUCCCCAGAAGGGCGGUGCCAUGAAGGCUACACGUGCAGGCACCAAGUGGGCACACGUAAGCUGUGCCCUGUGGAUACCAGAGGUGAGCAUCGCUUGUCCUGAGAGGAUGGAGCCCAUCACCAAAGUGUCCCACAUCCCACCCAGCCGCUGGUCCCUCAUCUGCAGUCUGUGUAAAUUGAAGACAGGUGCAUGUAUUCAGUGCUCUGUAAAGAACUGUACCACUCCUUUCCACGUGACGUGUGCCUUUGAGCACAGCCUGGAGAUGAAGACCAUCUUGGAUGAAGGGGAUGAAGUCAAGUUCAAGUCUUACUGCCUCAAGCACAGCAAAUCUAAAGCCGGGGACGCUACCCUGAGCCCAGCUCGCUCUAAACCCACCGGUGAGGCGGGGAAGGUGGGCCAGCGGGCACAGAGACUGCAGGAGCUGGAGGAGGAGUUCUACACUCUAAUCCAGCUGGAGGAGCUGGCCCAGACCCUCGGGCUCUCAGAACGCUUGGCAGACUUCAUCUAUCAGUACUGGAAGCUGAAGAGGAGAAGUAACUUUAACAAAGCUCUGCUGCCCCCUAAAGAGGAGGAGGAGAACCUGGUGCUGCAGCCUCAGGAGGACAGCAUCCACACACGAAUGCGGAUGUUCAUGCACCUGCGACAGGAUUUGGAGAGGGUGAGGAAUUUGUGUUACAUGGUGAGUCGGCGGGAGAAGCUGAAGCUGUUGCAGAGUAAAUCCCAGGAGCAGAUGUUCAACUUGCAUGUGCAGCUCAUGAACCAGGAGCUGUCUGCAGGCCUUCCUGUUUCAUUUCCAGUGGAGAAUAUGAUGUUUCGUCCUCCUCCACGGAUAACUCUGAAGCUGAAAAUGCCCAAAGCCUCGAAUCUUGGAAAUGGAAAUCCCACUUCCAAAUCCGGUAAUGGGCCGCUCUGUCCGGACAAUAGUGGGAAUGUUACUGAACAUGCAGGUGAAGGGCUGGGUCAGGGGAAGCCUCAGCUGCACGGUCGUGGUCGAAGAGAGGAGCGCUCCAAUGGCCGACUGGCCUCCUCAAGCCACUCGAACAGCAAGGCGCUGCCUGUUAAGCCAACUGGCAAACCAUUAGCCCUGCAUGCCGCGCUCCACGGCCACUCAUCCAACAGCAAUGGCAAACUGGCCCAAGAUCGAGCAUGCGCGGCCAUAUCUAACGGUCUCUUAGAGAAGUUUGUGGCUCAGAAGGACAGUUCUUGCCAGACACCCAGUGACCAGGACACUUCACAUGAGGCUUUAGCCAAGAACAGCUUUCGUAAGUCUGCCAUGGAGCACUUUGGGAGGUCAUUCAAAGAGGCGACCAUUAACUUGGUACGGACCACAGAGGACCUGCGGGCCUCUGACAAACUGUCCCGUAAGGGCUCAGCAAAGGAGAGACUAUGGGCUAAACCCGUGUCUGAACACAAAGUAAAAAGCGCACGAUUGUACCAGGACAGUGAUGGAUACUGUCCCGACCUGGAGCUCAGUGACUCAGAGCCAGAGGCCAAAGGGAGUCAUCGGCGACAGGUCGGGCUGCCGAAGCCAGACACUUCAAGGAAAGGGGUCAAUCGUGGGAAACAGUCGCUGGGCUCCAGACACCCCAUGCAAAGGUGACAGCUGGUUUUUUGUUUGUUUGUUUGUUUGUUUUUUGUUUUGUUUUUUUUAAAAACUCCGUUCACUGCCACUGUUCUCUCCUGACCCCCUGGCAGUCUUCCUAAGUGCCAGGCUGUCUCUCUGAACUCAUCUCUACCAGGGACCAAACCAAGACCCUGUGCUAAUGGUGCUGUAUACAUGAAGCAGUAGAUACAUGAAGGUUAUUGUCGUUGAGAUCGUCGCCAAGUAGCAUUCAUGAAGAAACAUAGCCCUGUGUCAGUGUUGGUGUGAGAGGAACAAAUCCGUCAGUCUUCUAAGAUUAUCAUGCUUGCCUUUCAUUAUUGGCUAGUAUUACAUUUUGUACUCUGCACAACUUUGUAUUAAACAGCUACACACAGGCUCAAUUUGCCUUUGAAUAAAACCUUUGUAUAUAAGUUGUUCAAAUUGGGAUGUAAAUAAUGUGUAACUAAACCACAUGUUCCACUUUAUUGAUACUUCACUGUCAGUGUGGUCAGAAAUUAAAACUGACAUGCCGGAUGGAAAUUUUGUAGUGAACUCUAGCAUCUACUGCACCUGUUUCUUCUGUUUUCUCACAGGUGACAAACUGACUUGGUGACUUUUUACAUUUGUCAAGUAGUGGAGUCAUUUUUCUAAAUCACAAAUGCCUUGUGUGUGUGUAGGAAUGCAGUUUCACACUGUAUGUAUCUUCAGUUUUGCAGGUUAUGUGAUGGUUAAACAAAACAUAAUGUUAAGCAAUUAGGUUCUUGUCUCAUGGGAGGAAAUGUGUGUAAGAAAGUAAAAUUACAUUCGCAUGUGCAUCCUUCAGAAACACCCUCAAACUGGAUGUAUAAAAGCAAAGAUUAAGUAGAGAUUACAUGAUCAGCCUUCAAUAUCACAGCGUUUUUUUGUUGUUGUUUUUUUUUUACUUGAAAAUUGGAAAUUUACCACAAAAACCUUUUUAUUUUAUUUAGAUUAAAAAAAAAAAAGAAAAGCCAAAUUUCUCACAUGCAUCCGUGUUUAAUAGUGUCUUAAUACAAACAGCUGUACAAUAACUUUUUCUAGAUAACAUACAUCAUAAAAUUAACAAAGCUAUGAUUCAAAGAGGAUAUAUGAUCAAAGGAUAAAUACCAAGAAUUUGGUGUCAACUUUCAGUCCUUUUUGGUAAUUAAUACAAAUUGCAGUUGUGCUCAAUAAUGGUUGUAAUUGUAGUUUUACACCCUGCCCUACUAUUCACUUAGAAGUAUUCAGGUGUAAUGUAGGCAAGGUGUCAGUGUCUGAUUUUGGAGAAAACUUACCAAUACCAAAAGUUUAAACAGUCGCAAAGGUGUGUUUCACUUUGCUAAAAUGUUUCCAUAAUGACCUUAACCAGAGCUGACCAUUCAAAACAAGGCCACGCCAAAUUACCUUUUCAAAUGAGGGAAGAGAAAGACUCUGAAAUUUAAUCUGUAGCAUCACUUGUAACACAUUCCAAGAGGAGUGGGCUUUAUGCCAGUGAAAGUGAACAAAAGUGGCAUCACUACAAACUGAUGUACCUCUGAAGACACACUACAUGUUCUAUAAACCAGAGAGUUUGUAGGAAAGCAUGGCUUUCACUGUUGACCCACAUCGCUGUAAUCGUUUUACAAAUACACGCUGUGUCAACAAGGGCUAAUCAUAAAACAGGAUUAAAUAGAGCAUUGCAUUUAAAUGUGUAUCACUUUCCUCCUGUUCUGCAUAAGCAAAUACUGUCUCAGUGCAUUUUUGUUCUUUUAGCCUUUUCAGCUUUUUGAUUAUGUCAACAACAAAUACUGUUAUUAUGACGGAAUUGGAAUGACAGGUGCACACUUCAACACUAACACAUUCAGAAGACAUCCGACACGUUUUUCAAAAAAUAAGGACCUACAUAUGCAUUUUAACAUGGUGGGCUAUGUUCAUCCUCUGGAAAGUACAUUUUGGAAUAAAACUUGAAUAAAAAAUGA